Messenger RNA from Pelobates fuscus (common spadefoot toad), 2006 nucleotides. It is a transcript of the gene CCNL1, whose product is annotated as cyclin L1. Gene Ontology annotation, molecular function: cyclin-dependent protein serine/threonine kinase regulator activity. Bases 76 to 1572 code for a protein of 498 amino acids. The transcript is spliced from 11 exons. Lineage: Eukaryota; Metazoa; Chordata; Amphibia; Anura; Pelobatidae. The record is from RefSeq and is a predicted model, not a curated record. Gene Ontology annotation, cellular component: nucleus. Gene Ontology annotation, biological process: regulation of transcription by RNA polymerase II.
UCACGCUGACGUGCCGCGUCACUGGCCGGCUCCCUGCUUUCGCUCGUCGUUGCAGAUACGUUCUCCCGGACAGCAAUGGCGGCCGUCCCUCAUCUCCCCGCGCCCGGCGCCCAGGCCCGCCCGGCUGACGGCAUCCUGAUCGGGGACCGGCUCUACUCCGAAGUCUACCUCACCAUCGACAACUCGCUGAUCCCCGAGGAGCGGCUCUCCCCCACCCCCUCCAUGCUGGACGGCCUGGACCUGCAGGCGGAGACCGACCUGCGCAUCCUGGGCUGUGAGCUCAUCCAGUCCGCCGGGAUCCUACUCCGCAUGCCGCAGGUGGCCAUGGCGACUGGACAGGUGUUGUUUCACCGGUUCUUCUACUCCAAAUCCUUUGUUAAACACCACUUUGAGAUUGUUGCCAUGGCUUGUAUCAAUCUCGCUUCAAAAAUUGAAGAAGCCCCAAGGCGAAUUAGAGAUGUGAUAAAUGUUUUUCAUCAUUUACGUCAAAUAAGAGCAAAAAGGACCCCCAGCCCACUGAUACUUGAUCAGGGCUACAUUAACACCAAAAAUCAAGUAAUCAAAGCGGAGAGAAGAAUAUUGAAGGAAUUGGGAUUUUGUGUUCAUGUCAAACAUCCACACAAGAUAAUUGUUAUGUACCUGCAAGUUCUAGAAUGUGAACGCAAUCAAACCUUAGUUCAAACCGCCUGGAAUUAUAUGAACGAUUGCCUUCGAACAAGUGUUUUUGUGCGCUUUGAAGCAGAAACCAUUGCAUGUGCUUGUAUUUAUCUUGCUGCUAGAGCAUUACAAAUUCCAUUGCCUAAUAAACCACAUUGGUUUUUACUGUUUGGCGCUACAGAGGAAAACAUUCAAGAGAUCUGCGUAACAACACUAAGGCUUUAUACCAGGAAAAAGCCAAACUAUGACCUUUUGGAUAAAGAAGUGGAAAAGAGAAAAAUGGCAUUACAAGAGGCUAAAUUGAAAGCAAAGGGAUUAAAUCCUGAUGGGACUCCAGCUCUCUCGACCAUGGGAGGCUUCUCUCCUGCAUCUAAGCCUUGUUCUCCUCGAGAAAUGAAAGUGGAAGAAAAGUCUCCAGUUUCUGCAAAAAUUAAACGUGAACCUGAAGAUAAGCAGUCUUCAAAAAGCCCUUAUAACGGACUGCGUAAAGAAGUAAAAAGAAGCAGGAGUGGCAGUAGAUCACGAUCACAAACAAAGUCAAGAUCCAGAUCCCGUUCUCCAAGGAGACAUUAUAACAACAGACGAAGUCGUUCUGGAACAUACAGUUCGAGGUCAAGAAGCCGGUCUCGAAGCCACAGUGAGAGUCCUCAUAGGCAUCAUAACCAUGGAUCUCCACGCCUAAAACCAAAACAUCGAGGGGAGGACUUAAGAAGCUCAAGCAGACAUGGCCAUAAAAGGAAAAAGUCUCAUUCUCCAACUCCAAGCAAAUCAAGAGAUCAUGCUGACCCUGGCAAGAAGCACAGACACGAGAGACAUCAUAGGGAUAGGCGAGAGAGAUCUCGGUCAUUCGAGAGGUCACAUAAAAGCAAACAUCAUGGCAGUAGCCAUUCUGGACAUGGCAGACACAGACGCUAAAUAUUCAUUUGACAGAAGGGAGCAGAUAUGUAAUGUUUAGCUGUCUGUUUAUGGACUUCAGCUUUUUUUUUUUUUCUCCCUCUUCCCAUCUCCCCUUUUCUUUGUAAAAUAAAACCGAAGAUAUGACAAAAAUUCUGGAAAUUAGCAAGUCUGGGUUUUUAUUGACCUCUGUUCUCUUGCACGUUAUACCUUGGCAGUGUGACAUUUAUUAUGACCGUGGUCAGGCUGUAAUUAUUAUAAGGCAGUGUAUUAAACAGAACAGCUUGUGAUACAUUGCUGUAAAGAUGUCAUAUUUUUUUUACAUGAACCAGUUGCAGACACUGUUAUAUUUAAACUUGAUUAUUUAAGAAAUUGUGAGAUUUUUUUUUCUUUCUUACAUUUGGUUUUAGUCUGCGUGUAUACAGUCCAAUUUUUAUUAAAUAACUUAGAAAAAU